Molecule: messenger RNA, 1617 nt
Organism: Candidula unifasciata
Lineage: Eukaryota; Metazoa; Mollusca; Gastropoda; Stylommatophora; Geomitridae
Source: the annotation of a GenBank genome assembly
AUGAGGCCUUAUCAACUGCAAAACGGUCUGACAGCCUUACUUUUUCUAACAGUUGUAAUAAAUUGUUUGGCCAACGAAAUGAUGACCCCGGGCAGCGACUUUGCUAGGCUUGAGAAGAAGGGCGUUGCCGUGGCGACAUUUUCACAGGAACGUGAACAAAGCGGAGUCGUUCGGAAUGUAGGGGUGAACAAUGUCGUUGACCAUAAGAAAGAUUCACCGCACUGGAUAAUUCACAAAGAAAAAGAACAUAGAUCUGCACUAAGAUUUUCAGGGAAAGAUGUGAAGAACAAUGAAGUGCGAUAUGACCCUACCUGGGAAUCUAUAGAUUCACGUCCUAUACCGCAGUGGUACGACGAGGCUAAGAUUGGUAUCUUUCUUCACUGGGGUGUGUUCUCAGUUCCGAGCUAUGGGGGAGCAUGGUUCUGGUAUUACUGGAAAGGACCUAAUCCAGAGCUUAGUGUUGUUGAUUUUAUGAAGAAUAAUUACAGACCAGGCUUUACCUACGCCGACUUUGCGCCCAUGUUUACUGCGGAGUUUUACAACCCUGAUCAGUGGGCGGAUAUUUUUAAAGCAUCAGGAGCAAAAUAUGUUGUCUUGACAACAAAGCACCAUGAGGGUUUCUGUAACUGGGCAACAAGGUACUCAUGGAACUGGAAUUCUGUGGAUGUAGGGCCCAAGCGUGAUCUUGUAGGUGAACUGGCAAGUGCAUUGCGUAAGAAGGGAUUGGCCUUUGGAGCCUAUCAUUCGCUGUUUGAGUUUUUCAAUCCCUUGUUUCUGAGAGAUCAGGCAAACAAUUUUACUACCCAGGAAUUUGUCAAUGAAAAAGCUUUGCCAGAGCUGUAUGAACUCGUCAACAAUUACCAGCCAGACCUUAUAUGGUCUGAUGGGGACUGGAUGGCAAAUUCUUCCUACUGGAAUUCUACCAAAUUUCUCGCAUGGCUCUACAAUGACAGUCCUGUGAAAGACCGUAUUGUGGUUAAUGACAGAUGGGGCUCAGAUGCAGAGUGCAAGCAUGGAGGCUACCUUUCAUGUUCGGAUCAUUUCAAUCCAAAAACAUUGCAGAAACGUAAGUUUGAGGAUGCUACCACAAUGGACAAAGAUUUUUGGGCUUACAGACGCAAUAUUAACAUUGAGGAUCUUAACACAAUGGAAGAAGUUACAACACUCAUUGCACAAGUUGUCAGCUGCGGAGGAAACUUGCUGAUUAAUGUUGGCCCUACCAAGGAGGGAACCAUAAUACCAGUGUUUCAGGAACGUUUAAGACAAAUGGGACAGUGGCUGUCUGUGAAUGGUGAAGGAAUCUAUGCUACAAAACCAUGGACACACCAGAACGAUAGCGUCAAUCCUAAUGUUUGGUACACAAGCACAAGAGCAGACAAUGGAACGGUGAUCAAUGUCUAUGCCAUUGUUCUCUCCUGGCCAGAAUCCUCCAACCUGACACUGGCCAGUCCCGUGACGACUGCCAACACAACGGUCACCAUGCUCGGAUACAACACCCCAUUUUCAUGGUCCCCUCUGGCAAACUCUGGCCUGCAGAUUCAGAUCCCAGCUAUCCCUUUCAAUCAACUGCCAUGCAUGUGGGCCUGGGUUUUUAAACUGACUAAUGUUGCCAAUUAA